UGUCCAUAACAACUGUGAUUGAAAUGAUAUUUUCACGCGCAGACGCGCAGCUGAAGGUCGGGACGAUGAUUUGACGCGAUGGCGGAGAAACGUCGCGCCGGUGUCGCGAUCAUGUCCGACGAGCAGCUGCUGUCUCAGGCCGGAGUGAGCGCGCUGCUGCGGGGAGCUCUGCUGCGGCUGCUGGAGUGCAGGCCGGAGGAUCCCGUCGGCUUCCUCGCAGAACACUUCGCUCAUUUGUCGUCGGAGGCUGAAGACGGAGCGUCGGAGCGUCAGAGCGUCAGCCGCGCUCUCUGGCACCUGAGCCUCGCGCAUCACUCUCACAGGUCUGCGUUUAACAACAACGUCCGUGUGGCGUAUGAGCUGCUGACGCAGGGCGUCCCGCGUCGUCUCGGUGUCGGCGGUGUUCGCGGGCGUCUGUACUCAGAGAUGCUGCGGUGUCUGUGCAGUGAAGGCGGGCUCUCGGGCUCCACCGCCGCUCCGCUCCUGCGCCGCAUCCAGAGCCACGACUACGAGUCCGUGCCCUUCGAGCUCUUCCGGCAGGGCGUCCUGACCUGCGCCGUGUUCGCAGACUACAUCCGGAAGUCUCAGUGUCUGUACGCGGCGGUGGCCAGCGCUCCGGACCGUCCGGCAGAGAGGACGCUGUGCCAGGCGGUGCUCUCCACCCUCCGCGAGGCGCUGGAGACGGCGGACGGCGCUGACGUGGCGCGAUACCUGGAGGCCAGCGCCAAGAUCUCUCCCGCUAAAGUGGCUCAGGCCAUGGCCGAGGUGCAGCCGCGCGCGCAGAGACACGACGGGCUCACGAUGGACGCGCAGGAGUUUGAAGACGCCGCCGCCGCGCUCUUCAUCGCUCGAGUGCGGACCGUCUCCUGAAAUCACUCAACAGCAACUUUAGACAGCUGCGUCACAUUGCAUUCAAGCUUUAACUUCUAGAACCUCUAGGUCUUGUUUUCUAGCACGCAUAUCGAAAUAUUCUUAAAGCAAGAUGCAAAAAAAAAAAAGUCUUGUCUUCUAAAAAAUGAUCAAAAUUAAGAGAGUGAGGACAGAUAAUGAACUUAAGUCAAAGAGAAAACCAGGUUGUUUUUCUGACCCCACUGGCAGACAUUUGUGACAUAAGGGUCAAUUUUUUUAAAUUGAGAUGUAUACAUCAUCUGAAAGCUGAAUAAAUAAUCUCUCCAUUGAUGUAUGGUUUGUUAGGAGGACAAUAUUUGUCUGAGAUACAACUAUUUGAAAAUCUGGAAUCUGAGGGUGCAAAAAAUCUAAAUAUUGAGAAAAUCAUCUUUAAAGUUGUCCAAAUGAAGUUCUUAGCAAUGCAUAUUACUAAUCAAAAAUUAAGUUUUAAUAUAUUUAUGGUAGGAAACUUACAAAAUAUCUUCAUGGAACAUGAUCUUUACUUAAUAUCCUAAUGAUUUUUGGCAUAAAAGAAAAAUCUAUAAUUUUAACCCAUGCAAUGUUUUAGUAAAUGCAUCUUGAUUUAAGAAUUUUUAGAUAUUUGUACUGAAAAACAAGACAAAAAUCCUAAGUUAGAAAAACUUUUUGCUGUGUAUGAAUAUAAUAAAAAUAAUAGCAAAUAUAAUGAUUAAAAAAAACAAAUAAAUACUAGAUUUUUACCUCCGUCUAAUGAGAAACACCAUCAGCUUCUACAAAAUUAACAACAAUUAGCUUCUUUCUGUAAGAGCAUGAAAUACUUGUGUCGCAUUCCCUAAAACAAGUGUUCUGCAUGUAUUUAAAAGCUCUGAAAAAGUCUUAAUCCAUCCUUCCAUGAACUCAAGCCUUAAAAAGAGCUUAAAUCAGACAGAAAGUCAUACAACUGUGGCAUUAAAUGUUGCAUGAACUGCAAAAACAACAAUCUUCCUCAGUGUUUGAGUUUUGUUUUCCAGGACAGAUACAGUAUCGAAACAUCUUAAGGAUUUCGAGAUGCAAAAUUAAGAUAUGAAGUCUUGUAUUCUGAGAAAAUGAACAAAAUAAAGUGAGUCUGUGUUUAAAAAAACAAGAACGGGUGUCUGUUUUGAUCUCGUUUUAAUCCUAAACUAAUUUUUCACACAUCACAUUUUAUCACUCUCUCAGAAAACAAGAUUUUUGUCAUUUUGCAUCUCAAGUAAAUUCAUCUUGAUUUAAGAGUUUUUUUUAGAAAAUGCAUUUACUGUAUUUGUUUCAUGUGCUUCAGAUCGAAGUGAAAUCAUGAUUUGACCUCGUUGCUGUCUAAUUUGAGAGCGAGAAACCUCAGUUCAGGAAGUGUUUGUGUUUUAGGCAUCACACAAGUUCCCUUUUCAGUUUCACAGACCCUGAGCUGAACACAUUUCACUGCUGCAUUCGCAAAUGAAUUGCAUAUUCACUUAGAACAAAUACAACAUUUUAUUGAUUUAUUUAUGCAAACGUGCACUAAUGAAUCUCUCACAAUAACAGAAGAAACGUGAAUUAAGAAAAAGACUGAAUUGCUGACAUUUAUUCAUCCGCUUCAUCCGCUUUUUUUUUUUUUUUGCAUGUUAAAUAUGAAUUGUUUAAUGAGUAUUUCAGAGGCUGCUGAUAGAGCAACCUGAAGGCUUUGAUAAUUGAUUAUUAUUAUUUACAAAAAUGUUCAUUGCAAAUGAAACCUUGAGUAAACAGUUUAAAAAUAAACGUGAAUUUGAGAAAGAA
This is a messenger RNA of Cyprinus carpio (common carp), 2634 nucleotides long. RefSeq names its product tubulin polyglutamylase complex subunit 1 (gene tpgs1). The transcript has 2 exons. Bases 79 to 870 code for a protein of 263 amino acids. NCBI's taxonomy places the organism in Eukaryota, Metazoa, Chordata, Actinopteri, Cypriniformes, Cyprinidae. Gene Ontology annotation, molecular function: microtubule binding. Gene Ontology annotation, biological process: protein polyglutamylation. The record is from RefSeq and is a predicted model, not a curated record.